Messenger RNA from Durusdinium trenchii, 1155 nucleotides. NCBI's taxonomy places the organism in Eukaryota, Dinophyceae, Suessiales, Symbiodiniaceae. The record is from the annotation of a GenBank genome assembly.
AUGCUAUCUGGUUUGCGAAUCAUGUGCAUUAACAAUCCCAAGUUGCGGAAAGAAGAUGGGAAGUGCGACUGGAUCGGCGAAUAUGGCACCUAUCAGAAGCACUAUGAGGUGUGCAAGAAUGUGCCUUUAGCCGAUGCGGACUAUCCGCCGGAGACGCCCACCCCGCAGAAGCUCCCGGCGCCCGAGAAACUCCCGGCGCCAACGCCGGCGCCACCCGCGAAGCAGGUGUCGAAGGCGACGCCGCCGGUGGCGCCCAAGAAGUCUCCGAAGAUCGCACCGAAGGCGAUGACCUCCUUACCGAAGGCCUCGGCGCCGAACGUCGCCGCGCAGCCCAUGGCCCAGCCCAUUGCCACCGCGCCGCCCGCGGUCGCGCCGGUGGCGCCGGUGGCGCCGGCACCGCAGGCAGCGCCCACGGCGCCACCGGUGGUGAGAGCAGAGGAGAGGAGGGAACCGCCACAGCCGCAGAUGCCUCAGCCUCAGCUGCCAGCACCGCAGCAGUGCCCGGUAGCGCCGCAGGUCGCCCCUGUAGCACCACAGGUCCAGGUCCAGCCGCAAGUACAGCCACUGGUGCAGCGCAGGGAAGAAGCCCCAGCUGCACCAGCCGCGGCAGCACCUGCAGCUCAAGCAUCAGGUUAUCAAGGACGUGCCUGCGGGAACUUCGAGGCCACCGGUCCCACGAUGGUCCCCGUGCGACAAGGUGAUUUGAUCGAAGUCCUUGAAACGCACCCCACAGGCUGGAGCUACGCGAAGAACCUGUCGAACAGCGGCACCCCACCCGGAUGGGUUCCCUCAUGGAUCGUUGAUGCCAGUGCCAGAGCGAAAGAGACGGUGGAUGCCAGAACGGAUCCGAUCAGCAAGCAGAUCAUUGUGCAGACCCGGGACAGAGAUCAGGACGUCCGGCCCACUGCCGUACAACCUGCAGCACCCGCACCGCAGCCAGUUCAUGCAUCGCCGGCGCCAGUGCGUGCACAAGCACAGCUGGUGCAAGCUGCUAGAGAUUUCGCUUCAGGCAGUGAUUCUCAGAUGUCGUUAUCGGCCAGCGAUUAUGUGGAGAUUGUCGAGCGCCACCAGUCUGGAUGGACCUUCGGUCGCAAGAUGGUAGGUGGCAUGUCCGUCUCCGAGGGCUGGUUCCCUGAUUGGGCCUGCAACCCAUGA